AAGAAAAACCCUAUAUGAAUAUUAACGAAGCUUCUUCCUUGAUCUUGAACUGGAUUUGGUAAGUUCGCUCGCCCACAACCGCAAAGAGAACACCGCGGUGAACGGUAGAUCCCCUGCAAGCGCAUACAGAUUAGUACCUCUCAGUAUCAAUCAUCAUCAGGAUAUGUCCUUGUUGAAGCAUAUUUGGCGUGAUGUCGAGAGACUAUUUUUGGCUUCAACUGCAUAGAAUGGUUUUUCUGUGCCAUGUCUGAAGUAAACUUAUUUCUUCGUUACAGCUUUUGGACAAAGAUUGCUGCAACUUCAUCGAGGCAGUUAUUCCUCUUAGGUCUAACUACAGUAAACCAGAGCCAAAAGUCGAUUCACACUAUUGUAGCAAACAUGGCACAGCUCUUCAGUUACACGGCCUGCAGACAGUUGUCUCAGAUGUUCCUGGCAGUAAUAUUUUUUCACGGUUCUGAAUACAUUUUAGCAGUUGGCAUUCACGGGAAAUCAAACGUUACUCUUAAGUCACUUCUGAUCAGCAAAAACUAUCUUCUUGCGAUGGUUUUUUCCUUGGUGGAAUACUGUGUUGAAAUUAUUUUGUUCCCUGGCCUCAAGGAACACCGGUGGGUCAGCAACUUAGGCCUUGCAAUGGUCAUAAUAGGCGAAAUCAUACGGAAGAUGGCAAUAAUUACAGCUGGUAAGUCCUUCACACAUCUUAUAAGGACUCAUGCCUCAGAGCAUCACAGAUUGAUUACGAAUGGAGUUUAUAGAGUUGUUCGUCAUCCUGGUUACUGUGGUUUCUUCAUAUGGUCGGUGGGUACUCAGAUAAUGCUCUGUAAUCCCGUAUCAACAAUUGCAUUUGCACUUGUAGUUUGGCGCUUCUUUGCACAAAGAAUUCCGUAUGAAGAGUAUUUCUUGAGGCAGUUUUUUGGGCCGCAAUACGAGGAAUAUGGCCGACGGAUUCCUUCGGGGGUGCCUUUUGUAAAGUGAAGAUCGAAUUCCUUGGGAUUUUGUGGGCAGGGUACUUGAUCAAGAGUAGUGUUGUGUUGUUGAACUGAUAAUGGGUUGCAAACUUGCAAAGGAGGCCGAAUUACUUCAUCGCCUUCUACAGCUUAGUUGUUGCUUGGAGGAUUGGAGCGGAUCAUAUUCAGUGAAGCCGUUGUUGAGAUUGAUAGAAUGCAUCCAUCCCCGAUUCCUGUUGUACGAUUUGUUUACAGAAUGUAUCAACCAAUUUAGAAGGCUUGAAUUCAGAGGAAAUUACUGACUCUAGACUCUAGUUAUUUGUGUAUUUUUCACAGAUCAUGCUUGAUAGAUGUGUUCAAGUUUAUAUAUCUAGUUGCUUUUAUAUAGCAUUGGUUUGACCACCAGUUUUUAAGCUAAUUAGGUUUUGGAGAUUAAGAGUGGGGAUUACAUAUAAGAACAUCUGUUAGUAUUUUUUUAAUAAUUGAGUUCACUAAAGCAAUGA
Messenger RNA from Malus domestica (apple), 1447 nucleotides. RefSeq names its product protein-S-isoprenylcysteine O-methyltransferase A-like. Gene Ontology annotation, molecular function: protein C-terminal S-isoprenylcysteine carboxyl O-methyltransferase activity. Gene Ontology annotation, cellular component: membrane; endoplasmic reticulum. The record is from RefSeq and is a predicted model, not a curated record. NCBI's taxonomy places the organism in Eukaryota, Viridiplantae, Streptophyta, Magnoliopsida, Rosales, Rosaceae. Gene Ontology annotation, biological process: C-terminal protein methylation.